AUGUUUCCGAUCAUUCCCACUUUAAUAUUCAGUACAGACAGUUGGCUACGAAAAUAUACAAUGUAUUUGUACCAGUUGAGUUUUGUAUUUCUAUUCGGAGCUAUUAAUACAUUUGAUAUUCCAAGGAACAAUAAUUGUACAUCCGAUUUGACAAUCGAUAAUGAUCAAUAUAAAGUUGCUGGUGUGUAUCAUAUUGGCGAUAGCUUCCCAACAGAUACUCAAUACGAUAAAUAUGGUAAUUUAUUCUUCGUGGAGGCAGGCCGAAGCACUCAAGGCUAUUACUUUGAUGGUAAAAUGAUAAAAGCCAACUCCAGUACGCCAGAGAAAAUAUCAGGACUGCCAGACGGCCUCUGCUACUCUGUUGCAGUAGACAAGAAAAAUAUGAAAGUGUAUUUUGGAACAGGAAAAGGGAUAUACAAUUACAAUUACGAUUCAGAAGACACAACCUUGAUAUCAUCUCCAGAUCUAAAGUCCAACAAUUUAUAUGUUGAUAAAGAUGGUAAUAAGUACAUCACUCAAAGUCCAGAUGGUGUCGAACAAUUAUAUCUUCUUUCUGAUAAAAGAAAAAUAAGAUUUAAGACAUUUGAUGCACUAGAUGAACUGGCUGUUGAUGAUGAUAACAACUUUUACUUCAUCAGAGAGGAGAAGCUUUUUGUACUCAAGUCUAAUCUAUCAUCACCUAUAUUUGUUGGCAAUGUUACUUAUGAUGGCUAUGCACAAAUAACAUUCAAUAAGGACAAAGUAUUUGUCGCUAGCGAAACAUUGAAUUAUCUCCACGAAAAUGAUACUGGAAAACUAAAACAAGUCAAAAGUGCUCCAGAAAAUAUUACAGCUGUUGCCUUUGACUAUUCACAUAAUCUCGUCAUUGGUACGAGAGGAAAGAUAAUUAAGUAUAAGAACAAUGAAACUGGUGUGUGUUAACAUAGACAAAAUUAAUUUUGACUAUGCAAUUUAUUUCUAAGUGAAACACAGAAUAAAGCAUGUUAGAUUAACAUUAAUUAAUUAUACAAAAUAAAUUACAUAUCUAACUUACA
Messenger RNA from Leptidea sinapis, 1034 nucleotides. RefSeq lists its product as uncharacterized. Gene Ontology annotation, molecular function: protein binding. The coding region runs from base 1 to 921 and encodes 306 amino acids. The record is from RefSeq and is a predicted model, not a curated record. The transcript has 2 exons. Lineage: Eukaryota; Metazoa; Arthropoda; Insecta; Lepidoptera; Pieridae.